AUGGAAAUCACACUUCCCGCUGCAGAACAGUUUCUAGGAAUCAUCUUCACGUUGGCCGUUGUUCAGAUGAUAAAGAAGCCUUUCAUGAGCGAUCCUCUUGUCGUCAAGGCCAUUCGGAUUGCAUUCUUUGUUUCUGCUGUCAUACAGCUGCUCAUUGCAUACUACAUUAAGAGAAAGAUAGGCAAAACAAACAGUCAAAAGAAAUUUAAGUACAAGCCAGAGGCGUCCUUGCUGAACGUAUCGGAGAAUCCAGAUCAGGAGAUAGAAAUCACCUAUUCGGAGUACGACAGUAACGAGGCAACAAAGAUGCUGAGGUCUAUUGCCUUCCAGACAGUUCUGUACACCGCUUUGGCUUUUAAGUUCAAGAACACCCAGCCGAUGCUUCUGCAGACUCUGAACUUGCUCAAAAACAUGUUUCUUUCUCCACUCUACAGAGCAUAUCUUUAUGGAAUGGAGGUAGAAAGACCUUUCGAGAGAAAUUUGCUGUUUUCAUUCAAGAAGCAGGAGCCGAUGCCUGCGCCAACCUCUACGGCUGAUAGGAAGAAAAAGAAAGAGGAAUAA
Messenger RNA from Vittaforma corneae ATCC 50505, 561 nucleotides. RefSeq lists its product as uncharacterized. The record is from RefSeq and is a predicted model, not a curated record. The coding region runs from base 1 to 561 and encodes 186 amino acids. The transcript has a single exon. Lineage: Eukaryota; Fungi; Microsporidia; Nosematidae. Gene Ontology annotation, cellular component: endoplasmic reticulum; mitochondrion. Gene Ontology annotation, biological process: protein targeting to ER.